AUGGCGCAGACGUCCAUGACGCGUGAGGCGUGUGCCACGCUCUGCUACACCUUCAACUUUUUCACUCAAGCGCCGUUGAUCUUCAAGGAGAAGGCCGGUCUCGUUGGCCCCGAUCCCGUCACCAGCCCAUGCGCCUUCCUCGACUACGGCGUCAAGAGGCUCGACAUCACGCCGUGUCUGCAUCUGGUGGAGACGAACACGGCCGUUGCCUCUGCGUGCAUCAUCAACCAGGACACGUGUGCCACCCACCUUCAUUGGCCCCACAGGUCUUGGCGCAGCCUUCAACCGCGUGUCAUAUCCACGGAGACGCGCGCCUUCAACAAUCUCAACUGGCACAGGGGCAGCGGCGUCUUGCAGAAGAUCAGACUCACAGAUCUCUGCUUGAGCGGCGAGUACGCUGCUGCUUACGUGGCCGGCUGCCAGGACGGCCCAGACAAGAAGUACAAGAAAAUGGCAGCAGGUCUCAGACACGUUGACGCGCACUCGGUCGAGACAACCGCGUGGCAUUCAACCGGAACAUUUCCAUCUUUGACCUCUGGGACACCGAGGUGUUACAGGCGCGGGCACUCGCUGCCAUGUGCUCGUACGCCAGCAUCAACGGCGUGCCCUCGUACGCUGAGCGGUGGCGCAGAUAUGGAGCUCGGGGAUACAUGCUUCACCACAAACGGCAACUUGGCGCAGGCUGUGCAGCACAACCGCACAACAAUCAACACGAUGCACAACACCGUGCGGCGGGCAUCGAUGGGUGCACGGCCUGUGGACCCAAGCCUCACCUCCAGUAACGGCCCCUGCAUCAGCGAGUGCCCCGAUGGCGGGCAUGAGCUCGGCCAACGGGUUUGCGCAUUGCCCAUUGCCCUCUCGGCUGGCUACUACGCCAAGGACCACCGCUGCGUGCCAUGCCACACGUGGUGCAUGGGCACCUGGGCCUCUGCCCCAUGCUCCGCGUCCUACGACGCCGUCUGCUCUCCGUGGACCGAGUGCAGGACAGGCCCAGAAGGAGUUUCUGCACCCUUUGGCAUGGAGUACCAGCCGCUGCCGGACCGCGCCUCGUGCUUCCCCACCAGCGUGUGCGAGGAGCCCUUCAUCGAGACCAUCCCGCCCCCGCUCACCACAGACCGCCUGUGCUCCUGCGACACGCUCACCUGCAACAAGCUCAUCACGCAACUGUUUGAGGAGAUGGUGUGCGCUGAGCCCACGGACGAGCAGCUCGACGUGGUGCUUGACGUGUGCUGCUCCGGCCAGGGCGAGGAUGGCAUCCGCAACACUCGCCAGAUGGACGCCUAUGAGGCACGCCGCUCCUGCCCAGGCUGCACAGACACGUGCGAGUGCAGUGCUGGCUUCAUGCUUGUCUACGACGCCGACUCGGCCGACUGUCGACCAUGCGACGGCGUGACGGAGUUCUCCGCAUCCAUUGGCGGCAGCAAGUGCGAGGCCAUUGAGGAGUGCGAGCGCGGCCAGGAGGAGAUCUCCGCGCCAACCCACUACUCCUCGGACCGCGUGCGCCGCGACUGCCCGGCCGGCGCCAUCGACACAGACAGUGACGGCUCCACGGCUUCACCUGCCGCGCUGGCACCCACCACGACCAUCACGACAGCGACCCCGCCACCCUCGUGCAUGGACGUCACAGAGUGCGCGCCCGGGUUUGAGGAGGUGCAGGCGAUGACCCUCCUCAUCAGCGACCGUGUCUGCGACAAGUGCCUGGAUGGCACCUUCAAGGCUGUCUCUGGCCUGCCAGGGCAUGCCCUGCCUGCCCGUCACCACGUGCGACGCCGGCGAGGAGGAGACGGCCGAGCCCACCAUCCCGACGAGCGACCGCGUGUGCAGCCAGUGCGAGCUUGGCGCCACCUUCAAGCGCGUCGACGGCCAGGCCGAGUCGUGCCGCCCCGUCACGCAGACACGUGCGUGCCCGUGUCGCGUUGCGCUGCCUCGGAGUACAUUUCCUUUGGCACCUUCCAGAGCCAGGUGCCCACGCUCGAGUGCUCCGAGUGCCCCAGCGGCCGCUUCGAGAUUCGCGCCUGCUCCGCGCUGGAGGACGUGCAGUGCGCCGGCUGCUCUGCGUGCCCGCCAAACACAUACAUCCUGCGCGCCUGCGACUCGGAGAACGACGUCUUGCCAGCAUGCAACCCGUCGACGGAGUACGAGCGCACCGCCUGUGCCACCUCAUCACCAAGUGCGCUGGCGAGCAGCGUAUCCGCGCGCCCACCUCCACCUCCGACACCAAGUGCGAGCCGUGCCCCAUCGGCACCACUGACCACGACCGCAACCCGCUCACCGCCUGCCAGCCGUGUUCCUAUGGCCACUGUGUGCCUGCAGGCCCCAUCGGCUCCUGCGAGCAGUUCCUGUGCCUGGUCGGCACCGCCGACCUGGAUCGCCGCAACGCCAGCACGCCGUGCCAGGUUGGCGUGGACUUUGCCGCCCUCUCUCUGGUCAGCGCGAUUGCACUACUGUGGCGGAGUGCAACCUUGGCUACGAGGAGAUGGUGCGCCCUGCUAUGCGCCCCACCAUCUUCACCGACCGCCAGUGCCGCCGCUGCAUCGAGGGCCUGUUCUACCGCAACAGCAACACGGGCUUCUGCAUGCGCCACAGACCGCGAGUGCCAGAUGGGCCCGCAUAUGCCCCAACAACAACACGUUCAUCUCGCGCCCGCUCAUGCCCGCAGAACCGCAUCUGCUCACCGUGGACGCAGUUCCUGCCAAACAAAGCACGAGCUCGUUGCGCCGUCGCUGGUCAACGACCGCGAGUGCAAGCCCGUGCGCUCGUGCCAGCACACAGAGUACGAGGUGUCGGCGCCCACGGCCACGACAGACCGCCUCUGCGGCACCAUCAGUGGAGCAUUCAACGCCCUUGCCGGCACGCAGUCGCGCCGCGGGGCGUUUGAGGUCGUGCUGGGGUCCAUCAUCGCCACUGUCGCCUCCCUCAACGAGGACUUUACGCGCUCCUCUUCAGCCGAUCCGUCUCUGGCGACGUCACCGUCAUGGGCUCCACCGCAUCGCCGUGCGAGGCCGACGUGUCCUGGACGACUCGUCCCUUUGGUUGCACGGCAACGAGCUCAAGGCAUCGGAUGCAGUUGGCUCUUGGACCACCACGGCGUACCGCUAG
Messenger RNA from Salpingoeca rosetta, 3099 nucleotides. RefSeq lists its product as uncharacterized. The coding region runs from base 1 to 3099 and encodes 1032 amino acids. NCBI's taxonomy places the organism in Eukaryota, Choanoflagellata, Craspedida, Salpingoecidae. The record is from RefSeq and is a predicted model, not a curated record. The transcript has 18 exons.